UAUAAGCGCGAAAAAGGACGGAGAAAAUCACAAACAUCUAUAUAUGUAAUACAUUCACACUACGUCAACGAUCUUGAAAUUACGUGCAAAUUAUACGUCGAAAUUAGAAAUUUCGCAAGGAAGGACGUACACAUCUUUUUACGUGAUGCGUCAACGUACUUCUAGAAAAAUAUCUUUCCAUUAAAUAACCCAGCCCAUCACAGAGCAGAUGAGUGCGACGGCAAACAAUGUUUGUGGCGCAUCGUUCGGCCUCGCUUCAAUAAUAUUAAGUGCGCGCAAGUGAGACAGGAGAUUUCGUUACGACCGACGACUAUAAGACUGUAUUUUUAGAUUUGAUUUUACGAAGUUUUUUAUACUAUUCACACAUGUAAUGAUGAUAACACUGAGGUCAAGUGUGAUGAAAUUCAUUUGUGCAAAAUAAGUGUGGUUUUCACGAAGUCGUUUUUAUCAAAAUACAAAGGUAUUAUUAUCAUGCCUCCAAGUCGAUUAGACGCUGUCUACAGGAGCAUUUUGCUCACAAAGUUCUUCACAAAAGGUUGGGGCAACCCUGACAAUUUGAGGAGGAUAUUCAAAUUUAGGAAAGUUGUAUCUAAUCGUGAAGCUUGUUACAACCUUAUUUCUCGGGAUUACCCUAUUACAAUAACAAAAGAUGAAAAGUGGUCUGAUUGUCAUGUUGUGGAGGGACAAUUCGAAUCACCUUUUGAAAAAAAUUUACCUGGUAUUAUGCCUGAAGAAGCCAAAACUGCUUAUUUUCAAAUGAUAUUGCCUAAAGAGUGGUCAUCAAAGAAAAUACGACCAAUGUGUUUACAUUUAGCUGGAACUGGAGAUCAUUAUUUUUGGAGAAGAAGAAAUUUAGUGGCUAAACCAUUAUUGAAGGAAUCAGGGAUUGGAUCAAUUUUAUUAGAAAAUCCAUUUUAUGGUCUUAGAAAACCAAAAGAUCAAAUUCGAUCAAGUUUACAUAACGUAUCUGAUAUUUUUAUAAUGGGAGGAUGUUUAAUCAUGGAGUCUAUCGUUAUACUAAACUGGUGUGAGCAACAAGGAUAUGGACCUCUAGGAUUAACUGGGUUGUCAAUGGGUGGACAUAUGGCAUCUCUUGCAGCAACCAACUGGCCAAAACCAAUACCAUUAGUUCCAUGUCUUUCAUGGUCAACUGCUUCUCCUGUAUUUACACAAGGUGUCAUGAGUGCUUCUAUUAAUUGGGCAUUGUUAGAAUCACAGUAUUUUGAAAAUAAAGAGUAUCAGAAUGACUUGGCCAAAAUGGUAAAAAUUAUUGAUCAAGAUGAAGCAUUUUUAGCAGGACAACAUUUUGCCAAACACUUUCCAGCAAGUAUGAAGCGAUUUCGUAAAAUUCAAAGUGAAGGCAUUGAAGAUGUAAACAAUAAUCAAAUAGUCAGCUAUAAUGGAAAUGGUACAACAGAAAAACAACAAAUAGCAGAAGAAACAGCCGCAGCAAAAUUGUUUCCACUUAAUCUUUUAUCUAGCAGGUUUAGAAAUCCUCAACAAGAGACUCUAAAAGGGGUCUGCCUAUUGCCUGUGUCGAAACACCCACUAUUUUCAGACAAAAAAUGGCGUGAGCAUGAAGCAUUGCAAUUUAUGAGAGGAAUCAUGGACGAAUGCACACAUCUACAGAAUUUCGAGAGGCCCGUCGAUACUGAACUAAUAAUAGCGGUGUGCGCAAGGGACGACGCCUAUGUACCGCGAGACGACUGCAUUGGCCUGGAACAAAUCUGGCCUGGAGCUGAAAUUCGUUUUGUUGACGCGGGCCACGUUAGCGCCUAUCUGCUUUAUCAGAAAAUGUUCAGGCAAACAAUAGCAGAAGCUUUUCAGAGAUACUUGAAAAAAUAUCCAAUGGACAACGAUGAAAGUUGACGACUGCACUACCGUUAGGUUUUCAAAUUCAAUUAUUUUUUAAUUUUCGCCACCGAAACUAACUAUUAUACGCUGUCCGGCGGUUACUAUACAAAUUAAUUUGCAAUUCAGUCGAUAUUAAUAAAUGUCAAUAACCUAUCUUUUCUUCGGGAAAGAUGACGAUGACAAUAUUAGCGUGACGACUUGUUUGAUAUUGCAUGGACAUAUAUUUGUAAAUAUUUGUUAUUAUACAAUGUAAAAUCAAAGAGCAAUCAUUUAUAUGCCAAUUGUUAUUUUAUAAUAAGCUAUAUAUACAGAUUUAUAUUUAUAUAGGUGAAAUAUACACUGAAGAUAUUUUACAAAUAAAUGUUGUUUAUUCGAAAUCUAAAUGAUAAAAUCAUGGAUGUACGAUUUUAUGUAAUUUAAGUAGACUAUUCUGUUUAACAAUUUCAAGUGUCACUUGUAUGUUAUAUGUUUGAAUGGAUAAUACAU
This is a messenger RNA of Phymastichus coffea, 2340 nucleotides long. RefSeq names its product protein ABHD18. The coding region runs from base 472 to 1869 and encodes 465 amino acids. Lineage: Eukaryota; Metazoa; Arthropoda; Insecta; Hymenoptera; Eulophidae. The transcript is spliced from 9 exons. The record is from RefSeq and is a predicted model, not a curated record.